AUGAGCCCUGAACAUGCUGUCACUCUUGCUGAAGCCUCACACCAGGGGCUGAGCACUGAGUCUCCCUGGGACUCCUUCUGGCAGUUCCUGCUGCUGCAGAAGACUUCUCUUCACAUGCCAUGGCAUGAAACAGGAGCUGGAGCAGAGGAGACUUUUGAGGUGCUCUGUGCCAGACCCUGCCAUGCUGUCCCACCACUGUUCCCUUGCCUGCAGUUAGUCACACAUGACAACACCCUGUUUGAUUCAGGAUCAAGUCGCAGGGGGGGCCUUUCCAGGGGCAGCAGUCCACAGAGGUGGCAGAAUCGAGCUGCAAAACUGCUCCCAGACUGUGAUGCCAAUUGGCUGCAGAUCAGUGUGCAGCCAGCUGGAGAAGACUCCUUUCCAGGGAUCAUUGACAUACAUGGACUUGGAGGAGGUCUGGUUGAGCACAAAGCCAGCCUGCUGGCUAGUCAUGGCUUUGCCACACUGGCUCUGGCUUAUUAUCAAUAUGAGGAUCUGCCCCAGCAGCCAACUGAACUCCACCUGGAAUACUUUGAAGAGGCAGUGAACUAUAUGCUGCAGCACCCACAGGUAAAGGGACCAGGCAUUGGGCUGCUCGGUUACUCCAAAGGAGCUGAUCUGUCUCUCGCCAUGGCCGCCUUCCUGAAGAACAUCAGCGCCGUCGCUUCCCUCAAUGGCCCUGUGGCCAUCACAGCUGUUCCCCUCUGUUACAAGGACAAAACCAUCCCUCCCUUGCCCUUUGAUGAACGACGCAUCAAGGUCACGGAUUCCCAUAUUCUUGAUUCUUCUGAAGGUUCUAUCGACCCCUUUCAAGCCCCUGGCAACCAAAGCCUGAUCCCACUGGAGAAAGUUGAGGCACAGUUACUGUUCAUUGUUGGACAAGAUGAUCAUGUUAUUAAUUCCGAGUACUAUGCUAUGGCAGCCUGCAAGCUCUUGCAGGCUCAAGGGAAGGAAAAUUUUCAGAUUCUCUCCUACCCUGGAACAGGGCACUGUAUUGACCCUCCCUUUUUCCCUUUGUACGCCACAGGAAAGCACCCCAUUUUUCACAAGUGGGCAGUCCUGGGUGGGGAGCAUAGGGCUCACUCUAAAGCUCAGGUUCAUGCUUGGCUACAAAUCCAGGCUUUUUUCAACAAAUACUUAAAUGACAUCUAA
This is a messenger RNA of Chaetura pelagica (chimney swift), 1152 nucleotides long. Its product is annotated as putative acyl-coenzyme A thioesterase 6. The record is from RefSeq and is a predicted model, not a curated record. Lineage: Eukaryota; Metazoa; Chordata; Aves; Apodiformes; Apodidae. Gene Ontology annotation, biological process: acyl-CoA metabolic process; fatty acid metabolic process. The transcript has 3 exons. Gene Ontology annotation, molecular function: fatty acyl-CoA hydrolase activity. Bases 1 to 1152 code for a protein of 383 amino acids.